Messenger RNA from Tinamus guttatus (white-throated tinamou), 6690 nucleotides. Lineage: Eukaryota; Metazoa; Chordata; Aves; Tinamiformes; Tinamidae. The record is from RefSeq and is a predicted model, not a curated record.
GGACGCUUUGGACAUGCUCAUUCUAGGGCGCCUGGUCGCUUGUAUCCAACUCGUCUGUAUCCUCAGAGUGGAUUUGGUGUACGGAUACUAUAGACAACAACGGAAAUUGGUUGAAGAGAUCGACUGGUCAUACACAGGAACUUUGAACCAAAAGAACUGGGGAAAGAAAUAUUCAUCCUGCAAUGGUGCCAGACAAUCUCCUAUUAAUAUAGAUGAAGAUCUUACCCAAGUAAAUGUGAAUCUGAAGAAACUUAAAUUCCAUGGGUGGGAAAAGGAAACUUUGGAAGACACAUUCAUUCACAAUACUGGAAAAACAGUGGAAGUUAACCUGACAAAUGAUUACUAUGUAAGUGGAGGUGGCUUAGACACAAUAUUUAAAGCAAGCAAGAUCACAUUUCACUGGGGAAAAUGCAACAUAUCAUCUGAUGGGUCAGAACAUAGUUUGGAAGGCAGAAAAUUUCCUCUUGAGAUGCAAAUCUACUGCUAUGAUGCAGAUCAGUUUACAAAUUUUGAAGAGGCAAUCAAAGGAAAUGGAAAGUUAAGAGCUUUAUCAGUUUUGUUUGAGAUUGGGCCAGAAGACAAUCCGGAUUACAAUCCAAUAAUUAAUGGAGUAGAUAGUGUUAGUCGUUUUGGAAAGCAGGCUGCCUUAGAGCCAUUUAUUUUGCUGAACCUUUUACCAAACACAACAGACAAGUAUUACACAUAUAAUGGAUCUUUAUCAGCUCCUCCCUGCUCUGAAACGGUUGAAUGGAUUGUGUUUAAAGAUACCAUCACCAUUUCUGAAGACCAGCUAUCUGUAUUCUGUGAAGUCCUUACAAUGCAGCAGUCUGGCUAUGUUAUGCUGAUGGACUAUCUGCAGAACAACUUCAGAGAACAGCAAUACGAGUUCUUUGGGCAAGUGUUUUCCUCUUACACUGGACAAGAAGAAAUUCAUGAAGCAGUUUGCAGUUCAGAACCUGAAAAUGUCCAAUCUGAUCCAAAGAAUUAUACUAGUCUUCUUGUUACAUGGGAAAGACCUCGAGUUGUGUAUGAUACCACGAUUGAGAGAUUUGCUGUCUUUUAUCAACAAUUGGAUGGAGACGACCAGACCAAGCAUGAGUUUCUGACAGAUGGGUAUCAGGACUUGGGGGCCAUUCUAAAUAAUCUGCUGCCCAAUACAAGUUAUGUUCUUCAAAUAGUUGCUGUUUGUUCUAAUGGUCUAUAUGGAAAACACAGUGACCAGGUCAUUGUUGAUAUGCCCCUAGAAGACCCAGAGGCUGGCCUCAUUCCUGAACUGAAGGAAACUGAAGAAUAUGAGGAUGAAGUUGAUGAAAAAGAAACAGGGGUGGAUGAAGAAACUGCAGUGAUUCCUAGCACAGAUAGUGCAAUAAACCAAAUAAGGAAGAAAGAUUUCCAGGUGACUACAUCCAGCGAUAGUCAAGAGAAAAUCGGCACCAAAUCUAAUGAUGCUAAAACAAAUAGGUACUUAACAAAAGAAUUGCAUGAUAAAGAGGAUGUUUUCAAGGCAGUUUAUUAUCCAACUUCUCCACCUGUUAGUGAAAUUUCUGAAGAAGAGGAAGAUCAUUUUCAGGAAUCCCAAACCAUUACUGGAACCCCUCCUCAGCUCACUGACUCCACCAAAGGUAUUGAAGAAGAAUACAUAUACCUUUCUUCAGGCACUGAGCCAACAAGAAAGAUCACUACUGGCCAUAGCGAGCAAGAUUUCUUAUUGUCUACUUUUAUACCUGAUAAAGAAUCUGAAGACUUUUGGAGUUCCUUUCUUACCACCUCUUCAUCACAGUUGGUUACAGAGGAGACCUCCGAAGAAGACAUCCUUCCUUCAGGAAGCCCAGAUAUAACCAUACAUGAUGUUCUUUCGCAGGGUUCUAUUAAGCACGUUUCAGAAGAUGUAGCACCCUCAAGCUCUGACAAGCCUCCAAAGCUCACAUAUUCCACUGAUGGAAAUUUAUGGUUUCAUAAUGCUACAGAUGCAACAGCUCAGUCUCCUGAUACAUUGGAUAGUAAGCAAUUGUCUCAGACCAGCUAUACUGAUGCUUACGUUGAGGGAUUAAAGCCAGCAACAAUACCCUAUUCCAGUGGCCCACUGGUUUCACAAGACACUUCAGAUGCGGAUUUAGAAUUGCCACAUUACUCUACCUUUGCUUUCUCCUCUGCUGAGUUAUCGCCUCAUUCUCUCUCUUCAAGCUCUGGAGAAUAUGAUUCUGCUUCUGCUGCCAGUGAGGUACUCUCUCAGACAACUCAACCAGUCUAUAAUGGUGAGAUACCUCUUCAACCUUCCUUCAGUAGUGAAGUGUUUCCUCUAGUCACCCCUUUAUUGUUUGACUCUCAGAUGCUCGACACUACCCCUGCUACAUCAGGUAGUGAUGUGACCUUGCAUGCUACACCUGUAUUUCCCAGUGUUGAUGUGUCAUUUGAACCCACCCUGUCUUCCUAUGAUGAUGUACCUUUGCUUGCAUUUUCCUCUGCUUCCUCAAGUAGUAAAAUGUUUCACCGUCUGUAUACGAUUUCUCAAAUGUUUCCACAAAGUGCUACUCCAGCUGUUACAAGUGAUAAGGUGUCCCUGCAUGCUUCUUUGACAUUGGCAGAGGGUGAUACAUUAAUACAACCAAGCCUUGCUCAAUAUGCUGAUGUGGUGACACAUCAGACUACUCAUGCUGCUUCAGAGACAUCGAUAUUUGAUCAUAAUAGAACUCAUAUAUUUUCUCAAGCUGAACCAUCCAGCAGUGAUUUAAAUAUGCAUGCACUGUCAACAAUGUCUGAACUUCCUUAUGCUUUAUCUAGUAAUGUGGGAUCCCUCCAAAGCUUUACUGUUUCUUACGACUCUGCAGAAAUUGUGCAUGAUUCUAUUGACGUAUUUCGUCAAGAUCCUUUAUUUAGCAGCCAUAGUGAUGUACUGCUACAUAAACCUUCUUCUGUAAUAUCACAAGCUGAUACUUUGCUGCAGCCUACGCACUCUCUAUCUAGUGGUAUGGAUUGGUCUGAAGCAUACUCUGGUAGUGAGUCCCUUUUGCCUGAUACAGAUACUUUGACCAUACUUAAUGUUUCUUCAUCUGAUUUUAUAGAUGAAAUUACAUAUGAAUCAUCUGGCUUUAGUGAUGGUAAUAAGAAUCUCCAUAAAAGUGAUAUUAUAUAUGGCGAUGAAAAAGAACUGCAGAUUUCCUCUUCUUUAAGUGAAAUGGCUUCCAGUGCUGAAAACAAAGUGACACCUGAACUUUCUACAUAUGUUUCUAAUAAUGAUAUAAUUAAGCAGAAUAUGUCUCUGCAAGAAAGCCCACUUCCUGUUUCUAGCACAAAGGGAAUCCUUCCAGUCUCUCUUGCUUUCCCCACUACUAAGAUAUUUGAUUCUGAUGUUAGUAAACUUACAGAAAAUCACCUUUCUGUUCAGCCUUUGCAUGUUACAUCUCCAGCCUUUGAUGACACUUUGCUUAAACCUGUGCUUAGUGCGACCUCAGAUCAAACUCUCUCUGCCCCUGCUUAUAGUGAAAUGUUACGCUCAACACAGCCGUACCUUUAUGAGACCUCAGCUACAUUAAGUAAUGAAGCAUUACUUCAAUCCUCCUUUCAAUCUUCUGGUGAUGACACUCUACUUAACACAGCUGCAGUUGUAUCUAGUGAUCCAGUGUGGGUUGAAAGCUCCAGGGUUUAUAGUUCUACAUUUGACCAAAUACUACAUCAAAUGACAGCAGGUUCGGCUGAAGAAGAAACAAUCCUGCAUUCUACAUCUGCUCCUACUGUUGCUGACAUGUUGUCAAACACUUUUAGUAAACCCACAGCAUCACUUCAAGGUGUAUUUGUGUCUUAUGCAAAUGAGGAAUAUAUUUCAUCCAGUUUGUUUAACAGUGAAGAUGUUCAACAGGCUAUGCCUUCGUUGUAUGGUAGUGAUGUUUCCUUCCAGCUGACCAGUUUAAAAAAUACAAAUGCCAUUCCCCCACAUGCAGCAAGUGCUCUAACAACUCCUUUCCUAACACCUGAUAAUGUAGCUGCUGCUCCAGAAAGCCAUACCUCCUCAAGUAUUUUUGAAAGAAGUGAGGCUACCAGUUUUUCUUCGAUUUCUCCAAUUGUUGUUGAACCUGUUCAUAUGUCGACAGUUGUUUCUGAUUCUGAUGUGUCCAUUCAUCACACACUUCCUUUACCAAAUGCACGUGUUUCUGUUAUGGCUGUUUCUCCCAAAAGUGAAAUCCCUAUAACUCUGAGUAGGUUGCUGGUUCCUUCCAGAGAAUCCUCUGGGUUGUCUCCCAGUAUCAUGUCCAGUACUGAUUUGUGGCCUUCUGUAGUUGAGGAUGACUACGAUGAGUAUGAUGAUGGUUUCCCUGUAAGUAAUUGUAUUGCAUGCAGUCCCCAUAGAGAAUCACAGGACACAGUAGUAGAGGAACAAAACACAAAUGUAAAUAAUAACAAGGAUCAGAAUAACCUAAUUAUAAGUUCACAUUCUGAAAAACCUGAAGAAGAAGAGAAAAUUUCAACUGCUGCAUCAGACAGUAAAAUAAACCAUGGCAUGGACAGACAUAAUUACACAUCAGUCCCAACUUUAACAGCAAGUGUGAUCCCUAAGAAGAGCAACAACAAAACAAAUUUGGAGAACCACAUUCAAACUCUUAGCAAAAUCCCAUUGCAAAAUACAUCAGAGCCUAAAUCUUGGGCUGUUUUUACAAGUGAUGAAGAAAGUGGUUCUGGCCAAGGUACCUCAGAUAGCCUAAAUGAUAAUGAGACUUCAACAGAUUUCAGUUUUCCUGACCUUAAUGAGAGAGACUCUGAAGGGGCAGUUGAAGCAGGUAACUCAGAAUUAACUUCUGGAUCAUCACAGUCAUCAACCUCGUCUGUAACUAGCGAUCAUUCAUCAGUAUUCAACAUCUCUGAGGCAGAGGCAAGUAAUAGUAGCCAUGAGUCUCGUAUUGGUCUAGCUGAGAGUCUGGAAUCAGAGAAGAAGACAGUUGUACCACUUGUGGUCGUGUCAGCCCUGACUUUUAUCUGUCUAGUGAUUCUUGUGGGUAUUCUCAUAUAUUGGAGGAAAUGUUUCCAGACGGCCCAUUUUUACUUAGAAGACAAUACAUCACCUCGAGUAAUUUCUGUUCCUCCAGCUCCAAUCUUCCCAGUCUCAGAUGAUGUUGGAGCAAUUCCAAUAAAGCAUUUUCCAAAACAUGUUGCAGAUUUACAUGCAAGUAAUGGUUUUUCUGAAGAAUUUGAGACACUGAAAGAGUUUUAUCAGGAAAUCCAGAGCUGUACUGUAGAUCUAGGUAUUACAUCAGACAGCUCUAAUCACCCAGACAACAAGAAUAAGAAUCGAUAUAUAAAUAUUGUUGCCUAUGAUCAUACUAGGGUUAAAUUAGCACAACUUUCAGAAAAGGAUGGAAAACUCACCGAUUACAUUAAUGCCAACUAUGUUGAUGGCUACAACAAGCCAAAAGCCUACAUUGCAGCUCAAGGGCCACUAAAAUCAACAGCAGAAGAUUUCUGGAGAAUGAUAUGGGAACAUAACGUAGAAGUUAUUGUGAUGAUAACUAAUCUUGUUGAGAAAGGAAGGAGAAAAUGUGACCAGUACUGGCCUGUUGAAGGUAGUGAAGAAUAUGGGAACUUCUUGGUUACUCAGAAGAGUGUUCAUGUACUUGCCUAUUACACAGUGAGGCAUUUUACUAUUAGAAACACCAAAGUCAAAAAGGGUUCCCAGAAAGGAAGGUCUAGUGGACGUGUAGUAACUCAGUACCAUUAUACCCAAUGGCCUGAUAUGGGUGUUCCAGAAUACACACUGCCUGUGCUCACCUUCGUGCGGAAGGCAUCGCAUGCCAAGCGUCAUGCUGUUGGGCCUGUUGUGGUUCAUUGCAGUGCUGGUGUUGGAAGGACAGGCACAUACAUAGUAUUAGACAGCAUGCUGCAGCAAAUUCAACAUGAGGGGACAGUCAAUAUAUUUGGUUUCUUAAAACACAUACGUACCCAAAGGAACUACUUGGUGCAAACUGAGGAGCAAUACAUCUUCAUUCAUGAUGCACUGGUUGAAGCGAUACUGAGUAAAGAAACAGAAGUCCUUGAGACUCACAUUCAUGCCUAUGUUAAUUCUCUCUUGAUACCUGGACCAACAGGAAAGACCAGGCUGGAGAAACAAUUCAAGUUACUGAGUCAAUCUAACAUACAGCAGUGUGAUUUUUCUACUGCACUCAAGCAGUGUAACAGAGAAAAGAACAGAACUUCCUCCAUCAUUCCUGUUGAAAGAUCUCGAGUUGGUAUCUCAUCACUGUCUGGUGAAGGGACAGACUACAUCAAUGCUUCCUACAUCAUGGGUUAUUAUCAGAGCAAUGAAUUCAUUAUUACCCAGCAUCCCUUACUACACACUAUCAAGGAUUUCUGGAGAAUGAUAUGGGACCAUAAUGCCCAAAUGAUAGUCAUGCUUCCUGACAGCCAGAAUAUGGCUGAAGAUGAAUUUGUUUACUGGCCAAACAAAGAUGAGCCAAUAAAUUGUGAGAGUUUUAAAGUUACUAUGAUUGCUGAAGAACACAAGUGUCUGUCUAACGAGGAGAAGCUCAUUAUCCAAGACUUUAUUUUAGAAGCUACACAGGAUGACUAUGUACUUGAAGUGAGACAUUUUCAGUGUCCAAAAUGGCCCAAUCCUGAUAGCCCUAUUAGCAAAACUUUUGAACUGAUCAGCAUCAUCAAAGAGGAAACUUCCAACCGGGAUGGACCCAUGAUUGUACAUGAUGA